Panthera uncia (snow leopard) is the source of this 976-nucleotide messenger RNA. Its product is annotated as kelch-like protein 29. NCBI's taxonomy places the organism in Eukaryota, Metazoa, Chordata, Mammalia, Carnivora, Felidae. Gene Ontology annotation, molecular function: protein binding. The record is from RefSeq and is a predicted model, not a curated record. The transcript has 4 exons. The coding region runs from base 1 to 774 and encodes 257 amino acids.
AUGACUGAACCCUGUCAGGUCACCUCUCCUGUUCCCACCUCCUCUCAUCCUUCCCUGGUCCAGCCCACUGCUUCCCCAGCUUCCAGCCCAGAGCCUGGGUACACAGGAGAUGCUCAGUGCAAAACCGUCCGACAAAAGGGUACGAAUGAGCUGGAUAGAAAGGGAUACAGGGGCCUAGAAGCUGGGGAGCUCUGUGCGAGCAGAAGAAUGGAGACCAGAAUCUGCACAGAGGCAAGAAAGAGCCCACUGGGGUACGAUACCAUUACCAAUCAAUGGGAGGCUGUGGCCCCUCUGCCCAAGGCCGUGCACUCCGCAGCAGCCACAGUGUGUGGCGGCAAGAUCUACGUGUUUGGUGGUGUGAACGAGGCAGGCAGAGCCGCAGGUGUCCUACAGUCUUACGUUCCACAGACCAACACAUGGAGCUUUAUCGAGUCCCCAAUGAUUGACAACAAGUACGCUCCCGCCGUCACCCUCAACGGCUUCGUUUUCAUCCUGGGCGGGGCUUAUGCCAGAGCCACCACCAUCUACGACCCUGAGAAAGGGAACAUUAAGGCAGGCCCAAACAUGAAUCACUCUCGCCAGUUCUGCAGCGCUGUGGUGCUUGAUGGCAAGAUUUAUGCAACUGGCGGCAUUGUUAGCAGUGAGGGGCCUGCCCUGGGCAACAUGGAAGCCUAUGAGCCCGCGACCAACACGUGGACCCUACUCCCCCACAUGCCCUGCCCUGUGUUCAGACACGGCUGCGUUGUGAUAAAGAAAUAUAUUCAAAGCGGCUGACAUCGGCAGAAAGCCCACGUCGAGUCUGGACAAGUCUGGUGAGGCAGAUGCUACUCACGGUGAUCAAUGUUCAGCAACACCAAUAAGAGGCCGAUAGACACAAUCGAAGAAAUCACUGCGCUAAACAUUUUGAAUACUCUCUACAUUGAAUGUAGAAAAUCAUCCUCGCCUUUGGGGGAAACGGGGGCAUAGUGCUCCGAGC